AUGGAGCUUGGAGAAAUUGUUGCUGAAUGUCCUAGUGAGAAAAAGCUGUAUGCAGAGAAGGAGCCCAGAGACCAGAGCCUGCUGCAGAAAAGCGGAAAGCAAAUGUCUCAGCUGUUGGGGUAUCUCACAGGAGACAUGAAGGAGUGUGGACACUGGGUGAAAGAUAAACCCCUCACGGUGCAGCUCACGGACUGGAUGUUGCGAGGGACCUCUCAGGUGAUGUUUGUCAACAACCCUCUCAGUGGGCUGCUCAUUUUAGUGGGGCUUUUCAUCCAGAAUCCCUGGUGGACGCUCACAGGCUGCACUGGGAUGGCCGUUUCGACAUUGACAGCCCUGACCCUCAGUCAGGACAGGUCUGCCAUUGCAGCAGGUCUUUAUGGCUACAACGGGCUCUUGGUGGGACUCCUCAUGGCCGUCUACUCUGACAAAGGCGAUUACUACUGGUGGCUCCUGCUUCCAGUGGGGGUUAUAUCCAUGGCCUGCCCAGUCUUGUCCAGUGCUUUGGCAUCAGUCUUCAGUAAAUGGGACCUUCCUGUUUUCACUCUGCCUUUCAAUAUUGCGGUAACUUUGUAUUUGGCUGCCACAGGACACUACAACGCCUUCUUUCCUACAACCCUCAUCCAGCCUGUAACGUCAACACCCAACAUCACCUGGUCUGCAAUCAAUGUGCCCCUGCUCUUGCAGUCCAUUCCAGUCGGUGUCGGUCAAGUAUAUGGUUGUGAAAACCCUUGGACCGGAGGCAUCUUCCUCGUGGCUUUACUUAUCUCCUCCCCACUGAUCUGCUUACAUGCUGCAAUUGGAUCAACAAUAGGGAUGCUGGCAGCGCUGACCCUCGCCACGCCGUUCGACAGCAUCUACCUGGGCGUGCACAACUACAACUGCGCGCUCGCCUGCGCYGCCGUCGGAGGCGUCUUCUAUGCCCUCACCUGGCAGGCUCACCUGCUGGCCCUCGCCUGCGCAUUGUUUUGUGCCUACUCUGGAGCAGCUCUUACUAAUAUGCUAUCUGUGGUGGGACUGCCCCUCUGCACGUGGCCCUUUUGCUUCUCCGCACUUCUCUUCUUGCUGCUGGCGUCGGACAACCCAGCCAUGUACAAACUGCCCCUCUGCAAAGUCACCUACCCGGAGGCCAACCGCAUCUACUACCUGAGGAUGCUGAGAAGAGUAUCGGAGAGCAGAAGAGAGGAGCAGAAAGGAAAGGAGCUGAAAUCCUCUGGUGAUCUGAAAACCCAAAUCAGAGGCACCCCACUGUGCAGUCCCAAAAACAGCCACGGUUACUGA
Nothoprocta perdicaria is the source of this 1278-nucleotide messenger RNA. Its product is annotated as urea transporter 2-like. The record is from RefSeq and is a predicted model, not a curated record. Lineage: Eukaryota; Metazoa; Chordata; Aves; Tinamiformes; Tinamidae. Gene Ontology annotation, molecular function: urea transmembrane transporter activity. The transcript is spliced from 8 exons. Gene Ontology annotation, biological process: urea transmembrane transport. Bases 1 to 1278 code for a protein of 425 amino acids. Gene Ontology annotation, cellular component: membrane.